This is a messenger RNA of Hyalella azteca, 3455 nucleotides long. RefSeq names its product receptor-type tyrosine-protein phosphatase epsilon-like. The transcript is spliced from 22 exons. The record is from RefSeq and is a predicted model, not a curated record. Gene Ontology annotation, molecular function: protein tyrosine phosphatase activity; protein binding. NCBI's taxonomy places the organism in Eukaryota, Metazoa, Arthropoda, Malacostraca, Amphipoda, Hyalellidae. Bases 68 to 3073 code for a protein of 1001 amino acids. Gene Ontology annotation, biological process: protein dephosphorylation.
UGACGGUCUCACUCCGUACACACAAUACACGAUCACGGUCGUGGCCUCGAAUGAAGCGGGGCCUGGAAUGCCUUCUGAGAAUUUAAAAAUUACCACUGAUGAAGCUUAUCCUUCUGAAGUACGUAACCUGAUGUCAAACUUCACGAGUACGACAGACAUAUUUGUAUCGUGGGAGGUCCCUAAGGAAGAGAAUGGAAUUCUGGGCGACUACCUGAUAAUUUGGGAUGAUGGAUCAGGAGAUAAUCAAUCAGCUGAAGUCAACACCACAAACUUCCUCAUUGAUGAGCUCGUCCCUUGCGUCCUAUAUAACAUUACCGUCAUGGCUCAAACGGGAGCAGGCUAUGGGGAGGAGAGCUACAUCAACGCUACGACUGAUACUGAAGUUCCUCCAGCGGUGACAUCCCUGAGUGACGUCUCGUUGGCAAGUCGCUCAAUGACGUUGACAUGGGACAGGCCAGACACGGAGUGUGAGAUAACAGGUUACUUCGUCGACUAUAUCGGCGAGGUGCUCUGGGGGGACAACAACAGAACAGAAAACACCACGUACGUCCCAGGCGACGGUAACAAUACAGAGGAGGUGACGCUGGUGCAGCUCACGCCCUACACCAACUACAACGUCGUCGUUACGGCGGCCACGGGCGCCGGCAAUGGCACGUCUGCAGCUCCCCUCCUGACGCAGACGUUGCAGGACGCUCCUUCUCAGCCCGGUAUCAAGCCGUACCAAGCACGUCACAAGACGCUGGAAAUAUUUUGGUCUGAGCCGGAAAUUCUGAACGGAAUCUUGUUAUGGUACCAAAUCAUACUCCGCCAAGACGAUACCAUCGUGGCGACGUACAACGCUUCUUCAAAGCAAGACCAAUGCGUAUUUGAUGACCUGCGAUACGAGACACCGUACAACGUUACUGUAGAGGCCUGGACGGGAGGCGGUGUGAGCAGGAACAGCGUCACUGCGAUGACCGUCGACUCCCCAGUUCCUCUAAUCGUGGGGCUGACGAUAUUUGUUAUCAUCCUCGUCGUGCUUGUGGUCUUGGGCUAUGUUAAGAGAGACGUUGUUCGGCAGCAGAUGAAAAAAAUAAAACCACAAAAAGCUCACGCCAACGGAAGCGCGACAACAGUUACUGAAGUUUUUCCAACGUUAACCAGCUCUGGACCAGGAGCCGGUUUAUGGCGUAAAAUAAAUGAUAUGCAAGAGUCGGAUGGCCUUCUUCUGCUGCAGGAAUUUUCGAACCUCCGAGGCAUCUCCUACGCCGGCACGACAGAAGUCGCGGCGGCGAACCCAUCCAAGAACCGCUUCAUCAACAUCCUUGCCUACGACAACUCCAGGGUGAUGUUGGGAAGUUACGGUGACUACAUCAACGCGAAUUACAUCAGGAAUUACGACCAAUCGGAUUAUUUCAUCGCCGCACAAGGUCCUCUGCAGAGCACCCUUACCGACUGGUGGCAGAUGAUGCUCGAACAGAACGUCAAUUUCAUCAUAAUGCUCACUAACUGCCUUGAAAAGAAUAAGGUCAAAUGCCAUCAAUAUUGGCCAGAAGAGAAUAAGAUAUUGGAGGCCGCACCCAACCUGUUUAUUUUCAACGCUGGGGAGCAGCAGCAGGCUGAUUACACCAUUCGUGACUUGCGCAUCACCGAUGCUCAGCAUCGUCAUCUACGGUCCGUCAAGCAGUACCACUUCCAGGCGUGGCCAGACUUCGGCGUGCCUCAAGACCCGGGUGUUAUCCUCACGUUUAUUGGGGACAUCACGAAGGAAAUGAGCAGGGAGGCUCAAGCAUCGGACUCACACAUGGUUGUGCACUGCAGUGCUGGUGUCGGGAGAACAGGUACCUUCAUAUGUGUGUGGAAUUUAUGUCAUCAGUACAAAAGAACCCUCGAGGUUUCGGACGUUCAGCGAGAAGUUCUGGCAAUGAGGGAGCGCAGAUGCAACAUGGUGCAGACCAAGGAGCAACUCUUGUUCGUGUACCGAUGCUACGCCGAGUACGUGUCGAGACAGCAGAAGUGGCCACUGGCUGACUCCUGGGAAGAAGCCAAGUACAAAGAGUUCACUGCCAUCGAAGAAUCCGCCUCUUCCUACAGCACCCUACUUGCCGAGAGGCCCGAGAGCAAAUGGAAGAAUAGAUACAUUAACAUCUUGCCUUAUGACCACAGUAUCGUCAAGCUGCAGGACCCCGGAGGCUACAUCAACGCAAACUUUGUCACCCUACUUGCCGAGAGGCCCGAGAGCAAAUGGAAGAAUCGAUACAUUAACAUCUUGCCUUAUGACCACAGUAUCGUCAAGCUGCAGGACCCCGGAGGCUACAUCAACGCAAACUUUGUGCUAGACCACCAAGAGCAGCCGUCCUUCAUCGCCGCUCAAGGCCCGACAGACUCAACCGUCAACGACUUCUGGCAGAUGGUUCGAGAGCAAAAUGUUGUCAUCAUCGUGAUGCUCACAAAUACAACCGAGAAGGGGAAGGUAAAGUGCGCUCAGUACUGGCCUGAAGAAUCCCAGUCAUUGUUGCUACCGGAUGGGCUCCGUGUGACGAACCUGGGUGAACGUGAACACGGGCUCUACGUCGUGCGCAAGCUUAAACUGGACGAUGAAAAAAGAAGAAGCCCUUCCAGGACCACUUUGCAGUACCAUUUCCUGGCAUGGAAAGACUUCGGAGUGCCGGAGGACCAAGAAAGUCUACUGCAGCUCAUCAGCGCUGUCAAGACUGACCUGGUAGCUGUGACACCUGCUGCCAACCAGCACAUUGUCGUGCAUUGCAGUGCGGGUGUGGGGAGGACGGGAAGCUUCAUUGCUGUCUGGAACUUGUGUCAUUUGUUCAAGCUUCAUCGACGAGAGACGAGCGUUCAGAGCGUCGUGCUGGCACUACGAGAGUCCAGAACAAAGCUUGUCCAAACAAAGGACCAGUACCUGUACGUAAACAAAUGCUACGAAGCCUUCCGAAAAUCUCCAGACCGCUGGCCUCUGCCAGAGUACGCUCCUCCCAAGAAUGGCAUCGCUGAACCUGCUAUAUACGAGAACUGGACUGGGAAUCAAGUCGACGACGAUGAGAACUUCUAUGAAAAUUUCGACAUGGCCCCCAAAUGAGUGCAGCACUGCGUGCGUGCCAUUCAUGAUAAAUAUUAACUUUAUGAUCGGGUAUUUAGCAGAAACUACUCAUCCUAUAUGAUAUUUAAACGAAGUUUUAAUGCAAAGUAACAAAGGUACCGGUAAAUACCUUGAAAAUUGAGCAAUAGAGUACAGUUCGUAAAUAAGAAGCCAUGACUGAGAAACUAGUGAGCGGCUCAAAUUUUUCAUCAACGAUGUUUAAUUUCUCAGAUAACUUGGCCGGGAGUUUUAGUUUUAGAAACUUAGUUGGCCGGAAGUUUUAGUUUUAAAGUGGAAAUAAUAAGUGCAUGUUACAGCUUAUGAGCUUACAGCUUACAGUAGAAAAAAUGGGAUAUAGAAGUCAGAGGAGAUGGAGGAGAAG